This is a messenger RNA of Sparassis crispa, 2394 nucleotides long. RefSeq names its product Mitochondrial respiratory chain complexes assembly protein. Bases 1 to 2394 code for a protein of 797 amino acids. NCBI's taxonomy places the organism in Eukaryota, Fungi, Basidiomycota, Agaricomycetes, Polyporales, Sparassidaceae. The record is from RefSeq and is a predicted model, not a curated record. Gene Ontology annotation, molecular function: zinc ion binding; metalloendopeptidase activity; ATP binding. Gene Ontology annotation, cellular component: m-AAA complex; membrane. The transcript has 4 exons. Gene Ontology annotation, biological process: mitochondrial protein processing; protein-containing complex assembly.
AUGAUCCCCCGCUCUCUCCGUGCUGCGUCCUUGCCUCGCGGGCGUAUUGCCUAUAUCUCCAGAGUAAGGUGGGCGCGCACAUUCGCUACUCCUUCUGACCAUCCUCCACCCUCGGAGAAGAAGUCCGGCGAACAGAAAUCGGAGAGCAAGGAUAAGGGGGAGCCACAGGACAAGGGAAAGGUCGUGGAGGAGGCCUCCAAGGAUGCUGCAGACCAGAAGGAGCCGAUGAAGGGCCUCGAGGGCUUUUUCCAGCGAUACCACCGACAGCAGCAGCAACAACAGCAGCAGGAGCAGAAGGGGGCUGCUGAGAAGGAGCCGGACUCAGGGCGCCGCGAGCAGGACUCCAAACAGAAACCUCCACCCCCACCGUCAGACGGAGGCAACGGAUUCAAUGCUAACCAGCUCGCGUUGCUCGCUACCACUGCCGCGAUCUUUUACGCCCUGUCAAAUUCAUCGACUGCGUCGUCACGCGAGAUCACCUGGCAGGAGUUCCGCACUGCAUUCCUCGACAAGGGCCUCGUCGACAAGCUCGUUGUCGUCAAUAGGACGAAGGUCCGAGUGAAGCUGCACUCCAACGCCACUGGUACUAUGUACCCGUCCGCACCUCUUGGCGGCGGAGACUACUAUUUCUCUAUAGGUUCCGUCGAGGCGUUCGAGCGUAAGCUCGAUGAGGCACAGAAGGAGUUGGGCAUUCCGUCCCAUGAGCGCAUUCCCGUCGCAUACCACGAGGAGGUCUCAGCGUUCAGUUAUCUCCUCAACUUCGGUCCCACUCUCCUUUUCGCAGGUCUUUUGUUUUAUCUUUCCCGCAGGGCGGGUGCGGGUGGUGGCGGCGGCGGCGGAGUCUUCAAUUUCGGCAAGAGUCGCGCCAAGCUUUUCAACAAGGACACGGAGAUCAAGGUCAAGUUCAAGGACGUCGCUGGGAUGGACGAGGCGAAGCAGGAGAUCAUGGAGUUCGUCUCUUUCCUCAAGGAACCUGCUAAGUACGAGAAACUCGGUGCGAAGAUUCCCCGCGGUGCAAUCUUGUCGGGCCCCCCGGGUACCGGUAAGACAUUACUCGCAAAGGCCACCGCCGGCGAGGCGAAUGUGCCCUUCUUCUCCGUGUCCGGCUCCGAGUUCAUUGAGAUGUUCGUCGGGGUAGGAUCUUCUCGCGUCCGUGAUCUCUUUGCGUCUGCGAAGAAGAACGCACCGUCGAUCAUCUUCAUCGACGAAAUCGAUGCUAUUGGCAAGUCUCGGGGUGGCAGGCGUGGUUUCGGUGGUAACGAUGAGCGAGAGAAUACCCUUAACCAGCUGUUGGUCGAGAUGGAUGGUUUCGGCACUCAGGAGCAUGUUGUCGUGCUCGCCGGCACCAACAGACCGGACGUCCUUGAUCCCGCCUUGAUGCGCCCCGGUCGUUUCGAUCGGAAUAUCACCAUCGACCGUCCGGAUGUCUCGGGGCGCAAAGCCAUAUUUUUGGUCCACCUUCGCCCCCUCAAGCUCUCAAAGGAGUUGCCGGAAACGGAGGCGUUUGCGCACAAGCUCGCGGUACUCACACCUGGGUUCUCGGGUGCGGACAUCGCGAACGUAUGUAAUGAGGCGGCGCUGCACGCGGCGCGGCAUGCGCAUGAGAGCAUUACGGAGUUUGACUUCGAGAGCGCGAUCGAGCGGGUUAUUGUGGGUCUAGAGAGGAAGAGUCGGAUACUGAGUCCGGAGGAGAAGAAGACCGUUGCGUACCAUGAAGCGGGACACGCAGUCUGCGGGUGGUUCCUAGAGCAUGCAGACCCUCUCCUGAAGGUCAGCAUCAUUCCCCGCGGUGUUGGAGCCCUCGGAUAUGCACAAUAUCUGCCUGCCGAUCGCUACCUCCUGUCUACACCGCAAAUGAGGGACCGCAUUUGCAUGACACUCGGUGGACGGGUCUCGGAAGAAAUCUUCUUCGGACCGGAGAACAUCACCACCGGUGCACAGGACGACCUACAGAAGAUUACGCGGAUAGCCUUCGAGGCCGUCGCCAACUACGGCAUGAACGACGUUGUCGGCCCAGUCAGCUAUGGAGGUGCCAAGGAGUCCGGCGAGAGCUGGCAGAAGCCUUUCAGCGAGAAGACGGGCGAAAUGCUCGAUCUGGAAGUGAGGAAGAUGAUCACAGCGGCGCAUCAACGGACAACGGAACUCUUGACAAAGCACAGGGAGAACGUCGAGAAGGUUGCUAAGCUGCUACUGGAGAAAGAGGUCAUCACUCGUGAGGACAUGAUCACGCUCCUCGGCCCACGGCCGUUCGCGAACCGGAAGGAUGAGAUGGACAAGUGGCUGGACGAGAAUCGCAACGAGCGGAGCGCUCCGCCACCGCUCGAGUCUGCCAACGAAGAGUCACCAGCACCAGCACCAGCUGCGGUGAGGCACGAUGACCCGAACUUCCAAUAA